AAUGUAACUGUUUAUGCUAUUAAACAAAUAUAUCCUCCUUAAGUUGACUUCUUUAAAACCAAUACUGGGCACAACAUGACCUUAAUUAGCUGUUAAUAGGACGUUAAACAAAAUAAACCAAACCAAACCAAACUUCACGGCAGCUUUACAGGUAGAUGAUUCCAAAAUCGGUCAGGGAUGAUUAAAUUAAUGACGUAAAAGUCAUGAGACAAGUCUCACGUGAGGUUCUGCACAUGUUAUUAGUGGUCAUAUCUAAAAAUGGCACUGGCAUAUUCCCAGGUUUUCGAUGCAAGCUAGUACCGAACACUAGUUCCACUAGUCUGUGGUUAGGGUCGUCAUUCCUGUAUAUAUACGUAGGACGGAAUGGUGUUUGAGAAAGCUAUUGACAUUGUUACCAAAGCAACGGAAGAAGACAAAAAUAAGAAUUAUGAAGAAGCCUUAAAGUUAUAUGAACAUGGUGUGGAGUAUUUCCUGCAUGCCAUGAAAUAUGAAGCUCAAAGUGACAAGGCUAAAGAGAGUAUUAGAGCAAAAUGUAUGCAAUAUCUUGACCGUGCAGAGAAGUUGAAGAAAUAUGUUUAUGGUAAAAAGAAAAACCCAGUUGCUGAUGGAGGGGGCUCUACAGGGGGGAGGAAUAACAAGAAAGGAAAAGUCAGUGAUAGCGACUCUGAUGAUGAUAAAGGUGAUCCAGAGAGCAAAAAGUUCAAUGACCAAAUUUCAGGAGCAAUAGUAAUGGAGAAACCCAAUGUGAAAUGGGAUGAUGUGGCUGGGCUUCAUCAGGCUAAGGAAUCAUUAAAGGAGGCAGUCAUUUUACCUGUCAAAUUUCCUCAUCUCUUUACAGGGAAACGCAAACCAUGGAGAGGAAUUUUGUUAUUUGGGCCCCCUGGUACAGGAAAGUCCUACUUGGCAAAGGCUGUGGCUACUGAGGCUGACAAUUCAACAUUUUUCUCAGUAUCAUCUGCAGAUUUGGUGUCCAAAUGGCUCGGAGAAAGUGAGAAAUUGGUGAAAACCCUGUUUCAACAGGCAAGGGAACACAAACCCAGCAUCAUAUUUAUUGAUGAAGUAGAUGCCCUCUGCUCGUCCCGUGGGGAGGGUGAGUCGGAGUCCAGUCGUCGAAUCAAGACAGAGUUCUUGGUUCAGAUGCAGGGAGUUGGUAAUGAUAAUGACGGAAUCUUAGUGCUUGGCGCCACAAAUAUACCUUGGGUACUUGACUCGGCCAUCAGGAGAAGAUUUGAGAAGAGAAUUUACAUCCCCUUGCCGGAAGCUCCAGCAAGAAUGGCAAUGUUUAAACUUCACUUAGGUUCAACACCUCACAGCAUACAAGAGCACGAGUUUAAGCAACUCGGCGAAGGUUCAGAUGGGUAUUCGGGAGCAGAUAUAAGUAUUGUUGUACGAGAUGCUCUGAUGCAGCCUGUAAGAAAAGUACAGACAGCCACACACUUCAAGAAAGUACGAGGUCCCUCCAGAAAUGACUCUGAUGUGAUAGUCAAUGAUUUGCUGACACCUUGCUCUCCGGGUGCUCCUGGUGCCGUGGAAAUGAGCUGGAUGGAUGUACCCGGAGAAAAACUACUUGAACCUAUUGUUAGUUUGAGUGACAUGCUUAUGUCUUUGAGCACCUCAAAACCAACUGUAAAUGAAGAGGAUUUGAAGCGUCUACAAACAUUUACGGAGGACUUUGGCCAAGAAGGAUGAUUCUUUGUUGCUCGUUUCUGUUGUGAACAGUGCUGUUACAACUGUGUUAUGACUAAUAUUGUCAGGCAUGGAUUUAUACAAUUGUGCAGAAAAUGAUGAUUUGCACAAAAUAGUGCACACAUGCACGUCCUGCGUCUGUGAAAUGAUGCUGAAUGGAAUAAGAAUUUUUAGGAAGAUCUUUCAUCAUUUCAGAAGAAACUUGUCACUAGAAUAUAUUAGGUCAUGCUUGAUACUAAUGAAGUUGGCCGUGGUUCAUAAGUUACAAUCAUAACCAUAUCAUUAUGUAAUAUGUAUUUACGAAACGAUCUUUAUUUCUUGUGCACAAAAAAGCUGUGACAAUAGAACUUUCUUUGCUGAUGAUGUGAUAGACUAGAUGAAUCAGCUUUAUAUGUGACUUUGAGGAGAUAGAAUGGUUUCAAGAGUAUAACUGUAUGUAUACUUAUUAUCUGAAGAAUUUCUUACCUUUAUUCGAUCCAAAUAUUAAUAAUAAUUUAACAAACAUCAUCAAGGCCAUCAAUAUCACAUAGGCUACAAACAAACACAUAGUUAUUACAUUUUCUCUCUAGUUGCAGUCCCUGUAUUUUCAAAAAAAAAAUCGGAAAUUGAUUUGGAUUUUUGAUGAAAUAGAAAUAUGUAUCCUUGUUCAAAAUAUUUGUGGCACCCACCUGACAAUUGACUGAUAUUGAGUGGAACCUAGUAAAUACCGGUAAUCACUGGUUUGGGUUUUAGGAUGCAUCAUAACGAGAACUAUUUACCUGGUAUGAAAUUUCUCAAUAGGGAGAGCAUGGUUUAAAUUCAGGAAAAAGAUGUUACUAAGAAAUAUGCACGAGACUAAGGUGUGUUGUGAGUAAAUAAUGGUAAAGAAAUCUUAAUUUCUCAACAAUCUGUCCAUCUUUUCCUUUUGAACAGAGUAUGGUAAAUCCUUUAUUUCAUUUCUCCAGAAAAUUAAUGUUGACUGUCAGAGAAUACCUGUUUACAUCCAGGCCAGCUGGAAGAGUUGCUGUAAGUUAUAAUUAAACACUUGUUUUAUGAUUGUUGUAGAAAUAAAACAUACAAUGGCCAGAGUAUGAUUACAUGUUAUCCUUUCUUAAGGUGAUAUGGUAGUCCUUUUUUUUGAAAGAUUUCCCAUCCUACAAAGAUGUACACCGUCUAAAAAAGGGGAGACAAUUCUUCCUGGGUUUAGUGUACUAGAUAUAUAUAGCUUGGUACACUGGAAGUGAACAUGUUCUUCAAAAUUCUAUAUUUUAUAUUUAUUCCACACAGAGAAAAAGUUUGAGUAGAAAAUAUUAAUACUGGGUUUCUGAUAUGAAUAGCACUGUUUUACAGGAAGUAUGCCAACAACAGAAAGCCCCCAACUUUUCAUAAUAGACUAUUAAACUUGUAUCUUGUUCACCAACAUGCAAUAAUCUCCUUUUUGCAAAUUUUACUGGUUUUGUAUGUAUGUUUCAAACACAUCCUAUAGUUUACCUAUUAUGUAAUGUGAUGAUAAAUAUUUACUGUAUCUACCUGGUAAUUAUAAACUAGAAAUAUAGGCAUCUAUACAGAGCUAUAAAUGGACCUGCCUUAGAAGAGUUAAGCUGAUACUUAAUUUUCCACACUUAGUUUUACUGAGCCUUGAUCAUGAUGCUACACCAGUUUUCAAUUUCAUGUAAAAGAGCAAUCUUUCCUUUCCUCUCUCUCUCUCUCUUAUUCUUUUUGGACAUUAUCUUCCUAGUUAUAAUUACCUGUCUGAAUGUUUUGUGAGGAGGCAGUAUAUAUAUACAAAACCAGUUAAAAACGACUAUCCACAUGGCCCCAUUUUUGGAACAUUUCAUGUUAAAGAGUUUUCCUCAACUGUGGAACUUACAAUUGCUCAGCGCUUUAAAUGUUUUUCAACUUUGAAAUAUUUCCUAGAAACCGAGCCAUGUGUAUGAUAUCAACUUCUUAAGGAUUUUAUGCAAAUAAUAAAAACCAUUUGGUGUGAUCUAGCUCCUCAACCAGUCUUACUUCGAACAGUUUUAUGAUGCUAGAUUUGAUGGAUAUGUAAAAUCUAUAACUUCUUUCAAUUUUUCUUUACUGAAGACACUGAUUUACAAAUUGUUUUCUUGUCUUUUUAUAUCUGUCAAAGAGGCCCAAGUGCACAUAUUACCAGUUAUAAUGCACUUGAACAGAGAAGUUAUCUUGUGAGCAAGGAUCGAGUGCAAAUCAUUUGAGUGAGAUAUUUAUGGGUUGCAUAUUUUACUUCUCAACUCGCACAAAAAUAAAUAAAAACAAUGUGACAACAUCCCACGUAAUUUUAUAAAUCACCAAAUUGUGUAUCAUGAGCUGAAAGUUCUAAGACUUGUAGCUUUCACAUGGACUUGGCACAAAUCCCCGAGCAAUCGGUCCAUAUGUAUGUUUUAUAGAUACUAUAAUACUAAGUCCCUGUGUAUAGCCGAUUUGGGAGAAAAAAUCUACCAUAUGCUUUCUGCAUUAUUAUCAAACGAUUAAUAUACAGAGAACGUUUUAUGAAAGUUUCACUGAAUUGACUAUUAUGUUGUAGAACUGUAAAUAAAAUCUUAAUUCAAAUUUAUAAUACAUGGUGUACCAUUGUUUCAUUUUUUCAAAGUUAUUUCACCUUACACAAUAGCCUAACCUCUUCUUUAUUGAAACUUUCAGUCGAAACGCUGCCAUAACCCACACAACUGUACACAUUAUACCGGGGGUUAAUAGUACUAUAAAUCCAACAUUGGUAUGGGCGGAUACCCCGUGGGUAGGCCUAGUCUGGUAGAGGACUGGCAGCAUCAGAACAAUUCUCGUAUUUUUAAUCUGACAUACACUUGUAUUUAAUAUGAGGCAAUUCUAUUUAAAACCACUUUCUAUCAAAAUAUUUGGACAUCGAAAAAAUUCUUUUUCCAUGUAUGCAUAUUACUAUUUAUCUUUUAAUUUUUAAGGAAUGUAUGGGGAAUUGUUAUUAAAAAUCUUGUGAUUAGUAGGCUAUAAAUAUGACGAGUUUUCGUGUUAUUGGUUUAAAGUUUGUGAUUUGUUUUCCAUUUACACUGUUUGUACUUGUAAAAUGACAUUGAAACAUUGGAGUUCUCUGAGCCUUGCAUGUUUUUUUUACUUUCAAAUAACUAUUGGUUAAAAUAUCUGUUUGUCCAAUAUAGAAGGUCAGAAGAUAUGCAUGCCAAAUUGCAUGAUUGUACGACUUAUGACUGAAUUGUAACAAAUUUAAAUGGUUUGGAAAGUAUAACCUAGCUAGGCAAAUUGUAUACUAGCCUACAUACAUUGAGAAUGAGUCAAUGUGAGUUUAUUAACUUGUAUUGUAAAAUAGUGUAUUUAAGAAAUGUACAUGCCUGUUUUUGAAGAAGACUUGUAGAUAUUAAAAUCAAUAUAACAGUUGGAAA
Pecten maximus is the source of this 5054-nucleotide messenger RNA. Its product is annotated as vacuolar protein sorting-associated protein 4B-like. Gene Ontology annotation, biological process: endosomal transport; vacuole organization. Gene Ontology annotation, molecular function: ATP hydrolysis activity; ATP binding. Lineage: Eukaryota; Metazoa; Mollusca; Bivalvia; Pectinida; Pectinidae. The coding region runs from base 364 to 1689 and encodes 441 amino acids. The record is from RefSeq and is a predicted model, not a curated record. The transcript has 12 exons.